Messenger RNA from Cuscuta epithymum, 1292 nucleotides. The record is from the annotation of a GenBank genome assembly. Lineage: Eukaryota; Viridiplantae; Streptophyta; Magnoliopsida; Solanales; Convolvulaceae.
CAUAGCCGGUGGACCCUCACCGAAAUAUAAAAAACAAUAUUCCGUAAAAUAGUAGAUUCAGUGGUUAAGCAGAUGAGUUGUUUCCAGCCAGCCUGGUCGAGCAUUCUACACGUUGUGGCUAGACUAGACUAGACUGGAUGGCCCCACAGUAUCAGAAUCCGCCCGAAUACUAUAGAUGCCAUUCUCCCAAACUCCCCUUUGCUUCGCUAUCCCCGCCUCCGGAGACCUCCAUUUUGUAGAUCUAACGUCAGCAUUUAUCUUAAAGCUUUGUUCGGAAUUCCACCAUGGUUGCCCAGGGAUUCACUGUGGAUCUGAAUAAACCCCUCGUCUUUCAGGUUGGCCACCUUGGAGAAGCUUAUGAGGAGUGGGUUCAUCAGCCUAUUGUUAGUAGAGAAGGCCCUCGUUUCUUUGAGAGUGACUUUUGGGAGUUUCUAACCCGCACUGUGUGGUGGGUAAUUCCUCUUGUUUGGCUCCCAGUCGUAUGCUGGUUCAUUUCAAUGUCUUUUAGGAUGGGUCACACCCUUCCUCAAGUGGCACAAAUGGUGGUACUGGGUAUUUUCAUUUGGACACUGGUAGAAUACAUUCUUCACCGUUUCCUUUUCCAUAUCAAGACAAAGAGCUAUUGGGGAAAUACCUUUCAUUAUCUUAUUCAUGGCUGUCAUCACAAGCACCCUAUGGAUGGGCUACGUCUAGUAUUUCCUCCCGCUGCUGCUGCUGUCUUAUGUUUCCCAUUCUGGAACUUGGUAAAGGUCUUUUCCACUCCUUCUACUACUCCUGCUUUGUUCGGAGGAGGUUUACUGGGCUACGUGAUGUAUGAUGUAACACAUUACUACUUGCACCACGGGCGACCAAAAAGUAACAUGCCAAGAAAUCUCAAGAAAUAUCACUUGAAUCACCAUUUUCGCAUUCAGGACAAAGGUUUCGGUAUCACUUCCUCAUUGUGGGAUAGAGUGUUCAGAACAUUACCCCCAUCAAAAUCAGAUGUGAAGAGUUGAUAAUUGUAAUCAGAAAUAUUUGUCAAUGAGUGAUCAUUAUUAGAAAGGCCUUAGAAAUUCUUUUCUCAAAGUACAUCCCUUCAUCAACAGUAAUGUGCCCCACCGGACAUUAUCAAGAAAUUUUAUUAUUAGCGGCUCUCUUGGCAGUGUUAGUGUAUGACAAUGCUUUGGAAACUAUGUAUAUGCAUCAUCCUUGUUUGUUAAUCAUUAUUUGAAAUCGUUUAUAAAUCGCAAUAUAAAGAAUUAGCAGUUGUACUUUGACUCUUUGAGUUUGAACAAAUGUUAAUGAACCUAGGG